AAACUUCAUAUAUUUUAAACGAGAAAAAUUGCUUGUCAACAAUCAAUCAAAGUCAAUUUAAAACACAACUGUCACAAUUUACAUACAACACCAAAGCUUCUUUUUAUUAAUUUUCAAUAAAUCGAUUAUAUCAAGAAAUUAUUUUACAAUGGGUUUCGACUACUACGGCAUAUUAGGUGUCAAACGUUCGUGCAACCAGAGCGAGGUAAAGAAGGCGUACCGACGUCUAGCCCUCAAAUACAACCCGGAACGGCACGACAACGACGAAAACAUGAAAAGAAUCUUCGCUCUCAUCGGCGAGGCUUACGAAGUACUAGUGAACCAUAAACGCAGAGCGGUAUACGAUCAGUACGGGGAAGAGGGGUUGAAAAGGGGUGUUCCAGGCCCCCAGGCGUACAUCCAACCCUACUCCUAUCAUGGGGAACCUUUACGAACCUUCCACGAAUUCUUCGGCACCAGUAACCCUUACGCAGACCUCCUAGAUUACUAUGAAAACCCACCUCCAAUGUUCGAUUCGCCGCUCGGCAAAGGUUAUAAAGAAAAGGACGCUACUAUCGUCCGCCCCCUAGCUUUAACUCUAGAAGAGGUUUACAAAGGAGGUCUAAAGAAGAUGAAGAUACAAAGACUAAUCUUCACAGACGAAUCUUGUUCGGAAUUGAAAUUACGCGAGAAAGUUCUAUCAAUUCCUGUUAAACCUGGUAUAUACCCUAACACAGAGGUGAGGUUUAAAGAGGAAGGUGAUCAGGGUCCAACUAGAAUCCCUGCAGACGUCAUUUUCAUAACAGAAGAUCGUCCGCAUGACACAUAUGUACGGUCAGGUUUGAGCGAUUUAUUAUCAGUCCAUACAGUAUCUUUAGAAGAAGCUUUAUGUGGUAUUACCAUUACGCUAAACACCCUGGACGACAGGGUAUUAAGGAUCAAAAUUAGUGAUGUGAUAACGCCCACGUACGAAAAGAUAAUCGAAGACGAGGGCCUGCCUAUACCCGCGUGUCCUAACAAAGCUAAAGGGAAUCUUAUCUUAAGAUUCCGCAUAGAAUUCCCAGAUUAUUUGUCGAAGAAAAGUAAGACCGCUUUUCAAGAUGCAUUCAAAAUCAAAGCAGAGGAAGAUGAAAAGUUUAAGAAAUUGAAAUGUGGUACGCUGUCGACUACGUCUAUAUUUAAUUAGAUUCAUUAAACAUAUCGAUAUUUUAUUGUUAAAAUGUUAAUUGGUCAUAGUUAUGCCAAGGGAAAUCAAAAGAUGGCAAUAUCCAGAUAACCAAGAAUAUCAUAGAAUUUGUGAGGUCAACCAAAGAAACUAAUUUUGCAUGUGCUUAGCUAAUAAUACCAAAAAUACGGGUUAGUUCCUUCAAGCAUAACUAAGUCCCUAUUAUUAUCAUUUCUUUUUUGAAUCAUCACCAAUUUUCAUUUUGUUACAUCUAGAUAAAAUUAAUUAAAAUAACUAAACAUUUGA
Manduca sexta (tobacco hornworm) is the source of this 1450-nucleotide messenger RNA. RefSeq names its product dnaJ homolog subfamily B member 13-like. The transcript has a single exon. The record is from RefSeq and is a predicted model, not a curated record. The coding region runs from base 149 to 1165 and encodes 338 amino acids. Gene Ontology annotation, cellular component: cytosol. Gene Ontology annotation, molecular function: protein-folding chaperone binding. NCBI's taxonomy places the organism in Eukaryota, Metazoa, Arthropoda, Insecta, Lepidoptera, Sphingidae.